CUUUCACUCUCCUGGCCAGUAGUGUCCUGGCCAUGGCUUCCCCAGCCGAGAAAUAUGCUAGAGAAAGUGGUCUCUGCAUCGGGGGUAAUUGCGCGGUGGGUGGUUCGCCUCAGCCUUGCGUUGAGGGAAGCUGCGAGGGUCACGAUGGCUCCAGUUGCCGCAAGUCUGAUAUAGUCAUCUGCCCUGGAGGCAACUAAGUUGUGCUUAUGAACAACUGGGCGUAGCAAGUGCUGGAGGAGCUGUCAGCUUG
This is a messenger RNA of Aspergillus candidus, 250 nucleotides long. RefSeq lists its product as uncharacterized. The record is from RefSeq and is a predicted model, not a curated record. Bases 33 to 197 code for a protein of 54 amino acids. The transcript has 5 exons. Lineage: Eukaryota; Fungi; Ascomycota; Eurotiomycetes; Eurotiales; Aspergillaceae.